Molecule: messenger RNA, 1906 nt
Organism: Cuscuta campestris
Lineage: Eukaryota; Viridiplantae; Streptophyta; Magnoliopsida; Solanales; Convolvulaceae
Source: the annotation of a GenBank genome assembly
ACUAUAAAAGGGUGUUGCUUAGUAUAGAUCAAGGUGCCUAUAUCAAAGCCCUUUAGCCUAUCCAUGGUGUCUUUAAACUAUAAAACAGCAAAACCAUCUCAUAUCAAAUUCAAAAUGCCUUGUAUCAAAAUGCAUUUGCCCUUUGCUUCUCUUCUUCUUCUACUAUCUUUCAAUAUGAUCUCCUCCUUUUGCCUCGCCGCCACGGCAUCUUCUUCUUCUUCAUGCCACCCGGAUGAUGAAGCCGGGCUUCUGGCAUUCAAGGUGGGUAUUACCAGUGACCCGUCUGGAUUCCUCUCGUCGUGGGUACCCGGAUCCGAUUGUUGUCGUUGGUCCAGUGUCCAAUGCGGAUCCAAACAUCGGGUCACUGUUUUAUCCAUUUAUGGGCAAGAAGAGUACAAUCGAACUCUGGGCGGUACCAUUUCGCCCGAACUCGCCAAACUCAAGUAUCUGGACACCAUUUUGCUUCAAUAUUUAAAAGGUUUGACGGGUCCUUUUCCCGGGUUCCUAUUCGGGCUUCCCAUGAUCCAAACCAUUUUCAUUGUGGAUAACCAGUUGUCCGGUCAAAUACCUGAAAGCAUCCGGAAACUAACCCGGGUCCGUUCCAUGAGUUUCCAGGGGAACCGGUUCGCCGGGCCAAUACCGAGUUCAAUCGGCGAGUUGACUCAGUUGACCGAGCUCCACCUCGGCAGCAACCUUCUCUCCGGCAAGAUCCCGGACAGCAUCCGGCAGCUCAGGCAACUGAAAACUCUGAACCUCGAGAAUAACACCCUCUCCGGCACCCUGCCGGACCUGUUCGACUCGUUUCUCGACCUCGAAACACUCAGGCUAUCCUUCAACCGAUUCUCCGGCGGAAUCCCGAACAGCAUUUCCAGCCUGUCGCCGAAACUGCAGUUCCUGGAGCUCGGCCAUAACAACCUGAGAGGCGAAAUCCCGGGCUUCCUCGGAAAAUUCCAGGCGCUGGAGAAACUAGAUCUGUCCUGGAACCGCUUCUCCGGCGUCGUGCCGACGAGUUUCGUGAAUCUGACAACAAUAUUCGACCUAAUCCUCUCUCACAACCAACUGGAGGAUCCAUUCCCGGAGAUGAACGUCGCAAGAGCACAAUCACUGGAUCUAUCGCACAACAAAUUCCACCUGAAAGAGAUCCCGAGGUUCGUCACAUCGUCUCCCAACAUGUUCGUCCUGAGGCUGGUGAAAUGCGGCCUGAAGAUGAAUCUGGACGAUUGGAAGCCGGAGGAGUAUUUGUUUUACAGCUACAUCGACCUAUCGGAGAAUGAUAUAACAGGGAGUCCGGUGGGGUUGCUGAACAGAACGGAUUAUCUGAGAGGGUUUUAUGCGUCCGGGAACAAACUGAAGUUCGAUCUGGAGAAGAUGAGGCUUAAUGAGGUGGAGUUGAAUGAGCUAGAUUUAUCUAGAAACAGGGUGUUCGGGAGAGUUCCGGCCGCCGUCGCCCAGCUUCGGAAGGUGAAUCUCAGCCACAAUCGGCUGUGCGGCCAGCUUCCGCCGACGAAUUUCUCGUCCGGUGCGUUCGCCGGGAAUCCUUGCCUCUGUGGUGCUCCUUUAUCGCCCUGCAAACUUGACUGAGGAGCAAGUUACUCCGCAUCUUUUAUCAAAGUUGACAACUAAAAAAAAAGAGUCGAAGUUGACAACAAUAAUUUGAGAUAAGCCAAAAAAUUAUCUCCAACCAUAAAUAUAUUGUUUUCCUUGUUUACUUAAAUUACUCCCUCCAUUCCAAUUCUAAUUGUUUUUUAUUAGUAAAAUUUGCACUAAAUAGGACUAAAACAUAAUAAUUUUUCCAAUGUAAGACUUAAACUUUUUUAUUCUCUAAAUAAGACUUAAUAAUGACCUCGUGGGAGGAAUAAUGUCCAGUAAUGAUGGAUAUUUACUUGAAUAAUGACUCUUGAUAAUG